AUGGCUCCCAAGGUUGCUAUCGUUUACUACUCUAUGUACGGCCACAUCGCCACCCUGGCCGAGGCUGAAAAGCAGGGUAUUGAAUCUGCCGGUGGCCAGGCCGACAUCUACCAAAUUGCUGAGACACUGCCUGAGGAGGUCCUGACUAAGAUGCACGCUCCUCCCAAGAAAGAUCACCCCAUUGCCGACCCUGAUAAGCUCAAGGACUACAAUGCUGUGCUGUUCGGUAUCCCUACUCGCUAUGGUAACUUCCCUGCCCAGUGGAAGGCUUUCUGGGACCGCACUGGCGGCAUCUGGGCCACCGGUGGCUACUGGGGCAAGUAUGCCGGUCUGUUCGUUUCUACUGGCACCUUGGGUGGGGGCCAGGAGUCUACCGCCAUUGCUGCCAUGAGUACUCUUGCUCACCACGGCUUCAUCUACGUUCCUCUCGGCUACAAGACCAUGUUCCCCCAGUUGUCCAACCUCCAGGAGAUCCACGGUGGUAGCGCUUGGGGUGCUGGUACUUUCGCUGGUGCCGACGGUUCCCGUCAGCCCACCGCUCUCGAGCUCGAGAUCGCUCAGGGCCAGGGCAAGGCUUUCUACGAGCACGUUGCGCGUGUCAACUUCGCUUGA
Aspergillus pseudotamarii is the source of this 612-nucleotide messenger RNA. It is a transcript of the gene pst2, whose product is annotated as putative NADH-quinone oxidoreductase Pst2. The transcript is spliced from 4 exons. The record is from RefSeq and is a predicted model, not a curated record. Lineage: Eukaryota; Fungi; Ascomycota; Eurotiomycetes; Eurotiales; Aspergillaceae. Gene Ontology annotation, molecular function: NAD(P)H dehydrogenase (quinone) activity; FMN binding. The coding region runs from base 1 to 612 and encodes 203 amino acids.